This is a messenger RNA of Talaromyces rugulosus, 1779 nucleotides long. RefSeq lists its product as uncharacterized. Gene Ontology annotation, biological process: transmembrane transport. The record is from RefSeq and is a predicted model, not a curated record. Lineage: Eukaryota; Fungi; Ascomycota; Eurotiomycetes; Eurotiales; Trichocomaceae. The transcript has 3 exons. The coding region runs from base 1 to 1779 and encodes 592 amino acids. Gene Ontology annotation, molecular function: transmembrane transporter activity.
AUGCAACGACAUCGCUUCCCCGCCAUGGCUUGGGCUCUGCGCUGCUGGCACAGCAUUGUCGGCUCCAAAAAGCCUAACAGUGACAUCCCCCCAUUUCCCUACCGCCAGUUCAUCAUCUUAGCUUUGGUCCGCAUUUGCGAGCCUAUUGCUUUCAUGUCCGUCUUUCCAUAUGUCUACUACAUGGUUGAGUCCUUCCAUGUGACCGACAACGACCAGAAGAUCGCCGUCUUUGCCGGCAUGAUCACUUCCGCCUUCACUUUCGCCGAGUUCAGCAGUGGCCUGUUCUGGGGUCGUCUGAGUGACCGUAUCGGCCGCAAGCCUGUCCUGAUCAUGGGCCUGGUGGGAACCGCCAUCAGCAUGCUGGUCUUUGGCUUCUCGCCCAACCUGACAACCGCCAUGAUCGCCCGCGCCCUCGGUGGCCUUCUAAAUGGAAACAUUGGCGUGCUGCAGACCACCGUCGCAGAGAUUGUAACCGUCAAGGCCCAUCAGCCACGAGCUUACUCGAUCAUGCCCUUCGUCUGGUGUCUCGGUUCUAUCUUAGGCCCGAUGAUGGGCGGUGCCUUGGCCCGUCCCGUGCUGAGCUAUCCAUCCCUAUUCAAGCCCGACACGCUUUUCGACCGGUUUCCCUUUCUCCUACCCAACUUGGUGUGUGUGGUCGUCCUCAUUUUCGGCAUCAUUAUUGGUGUUUUGUUCUUGGAAGAAACCCAUUCCAAAAAGAAGUACCGUCGUGACCGAGGCUUGGAAGUGGGCCAUUGGCUGUUAGCCAAGGUCUCCCAAGCCCAUACCCCAGCGCCUUCAGACGACAAAGCCGCCCUCCUUGACGAAGACGCCUAUUUGUCCGAAGACGACCCGCCCCCAGUCUAUAGAAGCCGAGAACCGUCACCUCGGUCUUCGUCCAUUGGAGCUACUCGCCCCGCCGAAUUGGAUACCGACGUCGAGCAACCUGAACGCCGCCCCAGCGUCGGAUUCAACAAAGCAUUUACGAGACAAGUUGUCCUAAAUAUUAUCGGCUACGGCAUUCUGGCAUUCCACAGUGUCUCUUUUGACCAACUGAUGCCCAUCUUUCUCAGUACGCCCAAGUCGGAGGAACCCGCCAGUCUUCCUUUUCAUUUUACCGGCGGCUUGUCCCUGUCAACCAAGUCCAUUGGUGUUAUGCUGUCCAUCCAAGGCAUUUACGCGAUGUUCGCUCAAAUUUGGCUUUUCCCAUACGCUGUUCGACAUUUCGGGGCCCUCCGCAUCUUCCGCUUCGUCCUCUUGAUCUGGCCACCGCUGUACGUUGCCGCUCCCUAUCUCGUUUUGCUUCCGUCCUGGUUGCAAAUCCCCGCCGUCUACGUGGCCCUUCUUGGCAAGAUCACCUUUCACGUCAUUGCUUUCCCUGCGACCGCCUUGUUGUUGGCCAACGCCAUACCCUCCAAAGAUGUCUUGGGGUCCGUUAAUGGUGUAGCCUCUUCGGUUGCCAGUUUGAGCCGAGCUCUAGGUCCGACAAUAACCGGUUUCCUGCAUUCGAAGGGCUUACACAGCGGCACAUCUGUGAUAGCCUGGUGGGCCAUUGCCGUCGUCGCCACCAUUGGUGCAUUUGAAAGUUUUCUGAUGGAGGAGGCUGACGCGCCAAGCCCCAACACGUCUGGUACGGUCGACAGAAACAAAUGGACGUCUAGCAGAGAAUCCCCGUCUGCCUCUGAGAUGCCUGAGGAAGAAGUUGGGCUGCUUUCUGCAGAUGCUAGUUCCGAAAACCCCGACUCAGACGAGGCGGUCAACGACAAAUUCCUGCAGGGCUGA